UGUCCCCGAAAUCUGUGGCACUCACAUCCGGUGCGGCUGCGACGUGAACCAGUUGGUGAUCGGAAAUCCCAAGGAAAAUAAACAGCGGCGUCUCGGCUUUCCUCCCUCUCAUCCAUCCUCCCGCUCCGUCGCAGGAAGACCUGUUCGCUCGCUGCGCCAUGGCGGACAGCAGUAAUCGAUAUCAGGCGUUGCAGAAUGAAGAAGAGCCAUUGGAGGUGUCAGAAUCUGGGGCUGAAGCUGCUCCUCCACCUUACAGCAGUAUUGCAGUGGAAAGUGCAGCUUAUUUUGAUUACAAAGAGGAUCCUGCAUUUCCAAAGCCGCCUUCCUACAGUGUGGCAACCACGCUCCCUUCUUAUGAUGAAGCUGAACGAACGAAAGUUGAAGCAACCUUGCCCCUAGUCUCUGGAAGGGAUGAUGAUUUUUCAGGAAGGGAUGACUUUGAUGAUGCAGAUCAGCUCAGGAUAGGGAAUGAUGGCAUAUUCAUGCUGACAUUCUUCAUGGCAUUCCUGUUCAACUGGAUUGGUUUCUUCUUAUCAUUUUGUUUGACCACUUCAGCUGCUGGUCGGUAUGGGGCCAUUUCUGGAUUUGGCCUCUCUCUGAUAAAAUGGAUCCUCAUUGUCCGGUUCUCUACUUAUUUUCCUGGAUACUUUGAUGGUCAAUACUGGCUCUGGUGGGUGUUCCUAGUCCUGGGAUUUCUACUGUUUCUCCGAGGAUUCAUUAAUUAUGCAAAGGUUCGGAAAAUGCCAGACAGUUUUGCCCCUCUGCCAAGGACUAGGGUCCUUUUCAUCUACUGAGAAUUAAGAUGGUUUCCUGGAGAGUGAUUUCCUGCAUCCGUAGAUUGAACAACUUGUUCACUAGCAACUGACACCUGCAGGAAGCGGACCUCGCAACUGGGGCACAAAAAAAGUGGGGGGAUGGGGGGCGCGGCUGGUUAAAUUACUGCAUCAGAAAAGGACAACAAAGGACAACAGUGUUUCGUAUCUGUUUUUAGAUGUACAAUUUUAAUAGUGAAUGCUGAAAACUAGUAAUCAUUAUACUGUUUUAGUGGCUACUGUUGAAGUGCUAUCGCAAAACUGGUCUGUGAUGUACUAACAAUGCCUUAUUCAUUUGGCUUCAUUACCUAGCAUGCACCUUGCCCUGAUAACCAGUAGAGGGCACAAUUGCUUUUCUUUUUCCUUUAGGCUUUAUCAUCAGUGAAUUUUAAGAAGACAACAUAGCGUAGAAAUGAUGCUGGUCAUGAUAUAUGUUUAAAAUAAUUGUACUCCUUGGAGGCUAGUGGUGAGAUGAUGUGUUAUCAUUUGCAGAACACUCCUGCAUUUUAAGAACAGACUAAUGCACUUUUUGUGCUUUCUGCCAAGAGUUAUUGGACUGUACUUUCUGGUUUUAUUAUGUUCUCUGGUAUAUGACUGUAAAUAGAUCAGAACCUCUAAUAAAUGUAAAUUCUAUAACA
This is a messenger RNA of Chiloscyllium plagiosum (whitespotted bambooshark), 1450 nucleotides long. RefSeq names its product NEDD4 family-interacting protein 1-like. NCBI's taxonomy places the organism in Eukaryota, Metazoa, Chordata, Chondrichthyes, Orectolobiformes, Hemiscylliidae. Gene Ontology annotation, cellular component: Golgi apparatus; perinuclear region of cytoplasm; endoplasmic reticulum. Gene Ontology annotation, molecular function: WW domain binding. The record is from RefSeq and is a predicted model, not a curated record. Gene Ontology annotation, biological process: positive regulation of protein ubiquitination; vacuolar transport; ubiquitin-dependent protein catabolic process.